UCUAGAACGUACAAUCCCUUACGUUUAGUGGGGCCAGGUACUUAUAAUUCAAUUUCAAGUUGUAAAUGAAAAUGAAAAUGAAAAUUGGUUGAAAACUGAAUAUGCUUUGUUCGUAUUCAUGAUCUGAACAGCUGAAAUUGGGUGAAAGUUGGAAACUUUGAUCGAAUGUAUCAAAAUUUUCAGCACGUCUCAUCUCAAUGCGAGUCAUAUAUUUACCUACGCAUUCUGGAAGGGUUGAGUUUUAGACAAGCGUGGUGAAAGUUGAUAACUUGAUAUAAUUAUAUGAAGGGUUUGAUUGGACCUAGCUUGUACAGUUGCUGUAAUUGUGGAAACCAUGUUGCCCUUCAUGACGAUGUGAUUUCAAAAGCCUUUCAGGGAAGAAAUGGACGAGCUUUUCUGUUCUCCCAUGCAAUGAACAUUACCGUAGGGCAAAAAGAAGACAGGGAACUCAUGACGGGUCUCCACACAGUUGCUGAUGUCUACUGUUCUGACUGCAAUGUAGUGAUUGGUUGGAAAUUUGAAAGAGCCUAUGACGAAACACAGAAGUACAAAGAAGGCAAGUACAUACUUGAGAAGUCUAAAAUUGUCAGGGAAAACUGGUAGUGGCAGUAGCUAAAGAUUGAUCUUAUAAAUAAUCCCAGUGUAGCAGUUGGCGUAGGUGCAUAUAUUCUACAUGCUCAAUUUGAACAUUUGAGUUAAAUUCAAUUAUUGUUAUUUGCCGUGUAUUCUCUUAUCAAUUACUAUCUGGAUAUCUUCGUCUU
Gastrolobium bilobum is the source of this 761-nucleotide messenger RNA. Its product is annotated as protein yippee-like At4g27745. The coding region runs from base 283 to 603 and encodes 106 amino acids. The transcript is spliced from 3 exons. NCBI's taxonomy places the organism in Eukaryota, Viridiplantae, Streptophyta, Magnoliopsida, Fabales, Fabaceae. The record is from RefSeq and is a predicted model, not a curated record.